AUGCCCAACCAAUCCAACCAACCCCACCAAACCCACAACAUCAACCCCCCAACCCUCCAAACCUUCAUCAAACAAAUCCUCAUCGCAAACAACACCUCCCCACCGCACGCCGAAAUAGUCUCCAAAUGCCUCCUAUCCGCCGAUCUUCGCGGCGUAGACACACACGGCAGCAACCGCAUCCCAUCCUACAUAGAACGAAUCCGGCAGAAAGCCCUAGACCCAACCGCAACACCAACAAUCCAGCAAAUAACACCAGCAGCAGCACAAGUCGACGCACACAACGGCUUCGGCUUCGUCGCCGCGCACGAAGGAAUGAAACUCGCCAUCUCAAUGGCGCAGACCUUCGGCAUCGGAAUGGUCUCCGUCAAGCACUCGAACCACUUUGGCAUGUCGGCGUGGCUGGUGCAGCAAGCGCUGGACGCGGACAUGAUGUCGCUUGUGUUUACGAAUAGCUCGCCUGCGCUGCCGGUGUGGGGUGGGCGGGAGAAGCUGAUGGGUGUGUCGCCGAUUGCGUGUGGGGCGCCGGCGGGGCAGGGCAGCAGACCGUUUAUACUAGAUAUGGCGCCUUCGGUUGCGGCGCGGGGGAAGGUUUAUAAGGCGUUGCGGCGGGGGGAGAGGAUUCCGACGGAUUGGGCGCUGGAUAAGGAUGGGGCUAGGACGGAUGAUCCGGCGGAGGCUUUGGGGGGUGUUAUGCCGGCUGAUGUGGGGCAUUUUUUGGUGGCUGUUAAGCCGGAUUUGUUUAUGACUAUUGAGAAGUUUAAGGGGAGGAUGGAUUAUCUUUAUCGGCGGGUUGUUGGGUCGGAGAGGAUGGAUGGUGUGGAUCGGAUUUACUUCCCUGGGGAGAUUGAGAUGAUUACUGAGGAGAAACGGUUGGCGGAGGGUAUUCCUUUUACUACGGCUGAGAUUGAGAGCUUGAAUAGGGAGGCUGAUCUGGUGAAGGUUGAGCGGUUGAAAGUAUCUACCCUGGAAUAG
Penicillium psychrosexuale is the source of this 972-nucleotide messenger RNA. RefSeq names its product Ldh family oxidoreductase. Lineage: Eukaryota; Fungi; Ascomycota; Eurotiomycetes; Eurotiales; Aspergillaceae. Gene Ontology annotation, molecular function: oxidoreductase activity. The transcript has 2 exons. The record is from RefSeq and is a predicted model, not a curated record. The coding region runs from base 1 to 972 and encodes 323 amino acids.